GAGGAGAUGAAGAAGAAGGAGGAGCAGGACCAGAAGGAGAAGGAUCUCCGGGACAGGAUUGAGAAGAGGGAGAGGAGAAGGUUCAGAGAGGAUCCAGAGGUUGAGCGGAAGAAAAGGGAGGCAUCAGCUGAUGAGAAAAGAAAGACACGUGAGGAUUCGCCUGAGAGGAAAAGGAAACCAAGGGGAGAAAGCCCGUUAAAGGCUGAGCAUUUGGAUUACGACAAGCUGGACUUCGAGGCUAUGGAGGAAAAACAGGAUAAAGAUGAUGAUGAGGAUGAGAGUGAGGAUGAGAAUGCUCUCAGACUAAAGGCUCUGGAAACUCAGGCGAGAAACCUGAUCCCUCACUACCUAAGCCCAGCAAAGGAUGACAGAGUGCGUGAGGAUUCCAACAAGGCAAUUACAAGCAGAAAGGGAAGACGGGGUUCAGACAGUUCGACCGAAGCAAGGAAAUAUCGGUCUCCAUCUCCAGCAAAGAAAAGGAGAAGUUCCGGUGGACGUGGUAGGUCUAGGUCGGGAGGUAGAAGGAGGUCAGGAUCACGUGACCUCAAGACCUCCAAGAAGAGGUCGAGGUCAAGGGACAGGAAGAAGAGGUCGACAUCAGGUGGUAGAAAAAAAAGAUCUCCGUCAACUGGGCGGAAAAGACGAUCAAUCUCUGGCGGACGACGGAAGAGAUCUGCAUCCGGUGAACGGAGGAAAAGAUCUAUUUCCGGCGGAAGUAAGAAAAGAUCUCCUUCCGGUGAAAAGAAGUCCUCAAGGAAAGAAAUGGAAAGAGGAUCACCGUCACCGUCUCCUCGCAGAUCUAAAUCUCAGGAGAAGAAAUCCACUAAGAAACGAUCAAAAUCAAAAGAUCGAAAAUCCCGUCAAGAUCGAUCCAAGUCAGGCGAUCGUGGCAAAGGCCGCCGAAAUAGGUCAGAGUCUGGAGAAAAGUCUAAAACGCGGAAACGAUCAAAAUCUCCCUCAAAAAAACGAGAUCGUAAAAGGGAAUCACGCAGUCCUCAGCGCAGCUCUCGCAAACGAUCCGUUUCUAACAGAUCACGAUCGGCGAAGAAACGAUCUCGUCGCAGCCGAUCCUAAACUUCUCAGCACAUUUGCAAUGUUUUUUUUGUAUUCAAGCUUGGAAACUUUAAUCGGAAAUUAAAGUGAUUGUUCACCUAAUUUCUAGUGACCCUUCAUUUAAAUUUGGCGUUAUGGGCUAUAUCUCAUUUACGACAGUUGUUUAUCUUACAAAAAUCAAUUCAACCUACAUAUUACAUAAAUUAUCGUUUCUAGAUCUUCAAGGAGAUUUUUAAUGAGGAGUUACUUUGUAUUUUGGUAACAGUAUCUAAGCACUGUGUUUAGUUUUGAUUCCAUCUGAUUAAAUGUCACUAAAACAUAAUUUGAAAUGUCAAUAAUAAAUAAAUGUAGAUUUUGCAAUUAAAAAGAAACUUUUUUUCAGAA
This is a messenger RNA of Eurytemora carolleeae, 1437 nucleotides long. RefSeq names its product serine/arginine-rich splicing factor 11. The transcript has 10 exons. Lineage: Eukaryota; Metazoa; Arthropoda; Copepoda; Calanoida; Temoridae. The coding region runs from base 7 to 1074 and encodes 355 amino acids. The record is from RefSeq and is a predicted model, not a curated record.